Messenger RNA from Danaus chrysippus (African queen), 1884 nucleotides. NCBI's taxonomy places the organism in Eukaryota, Metazoa, Arthropoda, Insecta, Lepidoptera, Nymphalidae. The record is from the annotation of a GenBank genome assembly.
AUGGUAAACGAAGAAAAUUCUUCCGGAGAUGCGGCGGAUAAAUUAGUACCUAGUGAUAGCGCUCCGAGACAAAACGAGAUGUCUAAUGAAAAUGUCGAUAUUACUUCACAAAGUGAGGAGCAGAGGCAAAGGCAGCCAACAAAAAUGGAAUCAUUCCUUGCUGUAACAAAAUCUUUGAUCAUUAGAGCUUUAGUUGUUUACUUCAUAACGUCAAUGUUUCGUCAGUCGUCACCACCUAAGGCUGACGUGAACAGUCCUUCAGGAGUAGCUAGAAUGCCUGCUGUUAAUAUGUUCUCUAAUGGAACAGUUGUAGAUAUGUACACCUAUUUGUCAGAAAAAGAAUUUUUAUAUCAAUUUGAAGAUGCCAAGCUGUUAUGGAAGCUUCCAGGAUUAAUUUACGGUGAUUGGCAUGGAGGUGAAAAUGGAGAUGGCACAUUUACUCAAUCUGCAGAAUUUAUAGCACCGGAGAGUUUAAAAAAUAAUGGGUCCAUAUACCUCCAUGUCUAUGUUGUGCCGGUCGGAAAAUGUCCUGAUCCAAACGAUAAAGUUAAUUAUGCUGGACCUUACAUUUCGUAUGGAAAGAAAAUGGUUAAUAAAUAUAAGAAAUUAAAAUAUCAAAAGACUCAUAAUUUAUUGACCGGCCAAACAGAGAAGUCUGAGGAAGAAAUAAAAAAAGCUGAAACAUUGAAAGAGGAGAUUGUAUCACACUGGCAUCCAAAUUUAACGAUAAAUCUGGUAACAGAUCAAACUAACUGGAUGCAGGGCAGUGUGCCGCCACCUCUCGAUGAGUUCAUUCAUUUCUUACCCGAAGGAAAAGAGUACAAACCUGCAGUGUUUCUGAAUGACUAUUGGAACAUGUUGAGAGAUUAUGUUCCUCUAAAUAAGACUACCACUAAACUCCAAUUGCAGCUUACAUUCCAACCUCUUAGUCUAUUUAAAUGGCAAUUGUAUACCGCUCAGGCUAUGAGAGAUAAGUUAAACAUGUUUUCAGCAUUAGGUGCUGAAGAGCAAGAUGAAGAACAAGAUACCGUCAAAGAAUUACUAUUAGAUACAUCCCCUUACUUGCUAGCAUUGACUAUUUCAGUCUCUAUCCUCCAUUCAAUAUUUGAGUUGCUGGCAUUCAAAAAUGAUAUUCAAUUCUGGAAUAAUCGACAAUCUCUCGAGGGUUUAUCUGUCAGAUCGGUUUUCUUUAAUGUUUUCCAAUCAACGGUUGUUCUACUUUAUGUGUUGGACAAUGAGACAAAUGUUAUGGUGAGAAUUUCAUGCUUUAUUGGUCUGUUGAUUGAGGUGUGGAAGAUCAAUAAAGUAAUGGAUGUUAAAUUAAAUAGAGAAGAUAGGAUAUUGGGUUUUCCAAAAUUAUCAUUUAAAGAUAAAGGUUCUUAUGUAGAAUCUAGUACUAGGGAGUAUGAUAUUCUAGCUUUCAGAUAUCUAAGUUGGGGCUGUUUCCCACUGCUCAUUGGAUAUGGAGUGUAUUCUUUAUUAUAUCUAGAACAUAAGGGAUGGUAUUCGUUUAUUCUGAACAUGAUGUAUGGAUAUCUACUGACCUUUGGAUUCAUCAUGAUGACGCCACAGUUGUUUAUUAAUUACAAAUUGAAGUCUGUGGCUCAUCUGCCAUGGCGUAUGAUGACAUACAAAUUCCUUAACACAUUCAUUGAUGACAUCUUUGCAUUUGUUAUCAAAAUGCCAACAAUGUACCGCUUGGGCUGCUUCAGAGAUGACAUUGUGUUCUUCAUAUUCCUAUAUCAGCGAUGGAUCUACAAGGUUGAUCACAAGAGAGUCAAUGAGUUUGGUUUCUCCGGAGAAAUGGAACAGCAGAGGCAAGUGGAUGGGAAUGGCACCCUCGCCAUUGAGGGACAGGAUAAAGCUGAUAAGAAAAACGAUUAA